CUCUCCUCUUUCCCAUCAGAGAUGUGGUAUGGUGUCCUCCUGUGGGUUCUGGUGUCGUCCCUCCUUUUCCACAUCCCCGCAGGAUUGCUGGCCCUCUAUACCCUUCGGCGUCACAGCUAUGGCAAGUACAUGUCAGUGAGCAUCCUGCUGAUGGGCAUCGUGGGACCAAUAACUGCAGGCACAUUAACUA
Gekko japonicus is the source of this 190-nucleotide messenger RNA. Its product is annotated as transmembrane protein 170A-like. The annotation marks the transcript as partial. The transcript has a single exon. Gene Ontology annotation, cellular component: endoplasmic reticulum membrane. Gene Ontology annotation, biological process: endoplasmic reticulum tubular network organization. Lineage: Eukaryota; Metazoa; Chordata; Lepidosauria; Squamata; Gekkonidae. The record is from RefSeq and is a predicted model, not a curated record.